GUUUUAUGCCUUAGAUUGCACAGUGGCUAUAUAAUAAUGGAAUGGUCCGAUGACGCAUCGACACACUAGAAGGGAGGGUCAUCGAUUCCGAUUCAGCGUUUAUUCCGUAACUUGGCCUGUUUCUAACCAGUUUAAUCCGUUUUAGGAAAUCAAAAACAACAGAAUGCGCAGAGGUCAUCAUCAUGGUCACCAUGGGCAUCACGGGAGAGGUUUUGGACACCAUCAUGGUCACCACCACCACCAUCACGGUAUUGGUGCCCCGUUGGGAGCUCUAGCCGUUGGGGCUGUAGCAGGAGCUGCGAUUGCGAGCUCAAAACCUAAACCAAAGGAAACAGUUGUACACGUCGUACACACUCCACCUCAGCCGGCACCGCCUCCACCUCACAAUCCCGCAUAUCCGGCUGCACCUCCGGGCUACUAUCCCCCACAACAAGGAGGCUAUCCCCCACAACAAGGAGGCUAUCCACCACCACAAGGAGGCUAUCCACCACAAGGAUCAUAUCAGUACCCACCGCCACCAGGGUAUUACCCACCGCAACAACAGUAUCCUCCUCCAACAACCCAGUGAUGUGUUGUAGAGCUUCGCUCUUUAGUUUUCAGUGUCAAUGUAAUUAUAAGUCAGUACAAAAAUAUAUAGACCCUAUUAUGAAUCCAUAUACAGUCAUUAUUAUCACUGUUGUAUCAGUCAUUUGCAAAGUUAUUUUGUUUGAACAUUAUUAUAAUUAUUUUCUGUUACAUUACUUUUGUAGCUUAUUAUUAGAUUAGAACAAAAGUAUAUUUUGUAUAAAGGUAACUACCAUCAUAAUGUAAAUGCACGCCAUUGUUUAUAUUAGUAUUUGAUCUUAAUCGUAAUUACUGUACAUUGUUAAUUAGAAUAACACUAUGCAUGAUAGCUUUGUACUGGUACCGUGACCUAAGGCAGACUUAAACAUUUUAUUUACUCAUGAACAUGCAUAAUUAAAAUACGUACACGUAAAUUGUCUGCGAAGUGAGGUUUAUCUAGUGGGAACGACUAAGUGUUACCGUUGUUAUACUUUCCCAUUGGAUCUGGUAAAUUCGAUUUCACUAAGAUUGCUAGUCAAGAAUGACUUUUUUACUGUUUCAAAGAUGUAUUUAAAAAUUUUUAAACUUUGAUAUUUUAUUUAUUUAUCUAUUUUUCUUUCAUCGAUAUGUCUACUUUGGAUAUUCUUUUUUAUGUCCUAAAUGUUUUUUUUUUAUAUUCUUGAAUGUGUACAUUUUAGCAAAUAUAUUGUAAUAUCUAAUCUACCAUAAAGAUUGCAAUAAAAGGAUAAUUUUAAUUAAAUAAUAACAUUUUAGAACAAAGAAUUUUAUCAUAUAAUAUAUCAUUUAUGGAUAUAAUACGAUAUAUUUUUGUAUAUAAGUAGGGUCUAUACAUUUUUAUCAAUCUUAUAUUUUAGUAGUAUUUUAUAGUAAUGCAUGGUGUACAAAUCAUCAAUAAUGUUUAUCCAACAAUAAAUAUAAUCAAAAUUAUUUUAUUUUUAGACUGUAGUAGUGUGCAUCUUUGUAUGAUUUUCGAGUAAAUAAAGUUGUACGAAUGUAAUUCUGCGUUUUAUAUGCUUAUUAGGCCUAUAUAAUCAAACAAUAUGUUUUUAAAUAAUAGGCUCAUGUGAUUCUGAUUUUUUUUUCAUUGCGACGCAGCUGGCCUAUCGCAACGUCACCUAUUCGAAUAUAACUGAGGUUGUCGAAAUUUCACUGUGACCAUCAGGAAAUUUAAGCUCUAACAAAUACAAUUGGUACCAGCCAGUGGUACCAGUACAUUAUUGUAAAACCUAUAAACACCAGUAAGAUAUCAAAGCGUAACAUUCCAUUGUCAUAAAAGGGUUAGAUCAUUCAUAAGCUAGGCAUUUAUUGUAAUUUAUUCAUGAAAUAAUUCGUACAAAAAUAUUAACUAAAACUUGGACAAAAAUGAAUCACUUUUUACGUUCCAAAAUUUAAGCCUGAUUUUAUGCUAAUCUUCUGAAAAUAAUCAUUUGAGAGAAUCCUGGAUUAAAAUAAGUAAAUAAUUAAUCGAAGAGUCUGACUAAUGAAACAUGUGAUAUUGAAUAAUAUACUGUAAAAUUUAAUGAGAAUCAACAAAAUAGGAUUUCUCCCCUAAUUGACAAUUAUUUGUUAAAAUUGGAGUGACUACGGUACGACAUUAAAGAUGCCCAGAAGAAGAGUUGUUGUUGUCGGACCUCCAAGAAGACGCGGUCCCCCUAUUGGAGCGCUUGCCGUUGGAGCUGUAGCCGGUGCAGCAAUUGCUUCAUCCGGGUCUAACAAUCAACGAUCACAUGGUACUACUGAGACAGUCGUCAAUGUACAUGUGGACGGUUUACCUCAGAAUGCUCACAUGCAGCCAGGUCAACAGCCCGGACACUAUCCACCUCAGCCAAUGACGUACGCACCGCCGCAACCGAAUUACCACCAGAACUACUAUCCACCGCCAAACAACCAACCACCACCACCUGUUGCCUAUCCUCCGUCUGGCGCUGCAUAUCCACCUACACAGCCACCUUCUGGAGUGCCACCAACUAAUAGUUAUCAGGGUUAUCCUCCACCACCUUAUGGCUGGAAUUAAUGGAGCAAUUCGUUGGAAACUGCAAUACCAGAUUAAUACAAUCUUGUAAACAUGCUUACUAUUAAUUGGUAGACAUUACGUUAUUCAAUACUUCUACUAAACUUAUUUAUUAGAUUCAGCGUAACUUGACAUCAUUGGAACGGUUACAAAAUGUUAAUAUUUGUAUCUGCUGUUUCUUGGAUUCAAAGCGCACAGGUGUUCGAUGCUGAGAUUGUCUUUAAAAAAAAUUAAUGACAUUCAAUUUGUCUUCAUUGUUUUAUUUACUCACCUAUUAUAUUUAUAUGUUUUAAUCGAAUAACAUACAUAAAUUUAUAUAUAAUUCUAUUUAUUAAUUUUAUAGAUGUAAGCAGAUGUUGAAAUAGUUUUGCCUAUUUUUGAAUAAACGAUAUGCCAGCGUUAUCAAUUAUAGUUGUUUAACGUUGUUAUUGUGAAACGAACUAGGCCUACAUAAAAGAAACCAAUAAUAACAUGCGUCUGCAUUAUGUUGGAGUUGAUUAAAAAAUUCAAAACGCCUUUCAAAUUUUGAAUAGCUUGAAAGGGUUAAAACUAAAUUAAAAUAAGAAACAAAUAAAAAAUAUUUUUUUUAAAUUAAUUUACAGAAAUUUUACUGCAAAAAACCUUAAAAUAAUUAUCAGCCAAUAUCUGUAUAUAGCCUUUUCAAAGUUUUAAAUUAUUAAUUUUUUGAAUUUCUGAUUUUUUCCCUUUUUUUUUUUUACAAAUGAUAUAUAGUUUAUCUUUAUUUUUGAUAACUGUGAUAUUUUUAAUAUGUACUGGGGAAACCACUCGAUAGUUGAUUUAGUUCGCUUUUUGUUUUUUCUCUCUGUUGUUGUUUCUCAUUGCGUCUGUUUUUUCCUGUAUUUUUCGAGAAAAAUAAAUGAUACGAAAAAGGAAAGUGUUAUUUAACACUGACCGUUGUUUCUCAUUUACAUUUUGAAUUGUAAGUUAAUGAUUUGCUUACAAUAAAUAUACAAAAUCAACAAAAUAUGAAAUUGAAUUUUUCAUUUGUUUUAUCUCUCAUGACAGACAGUAAUUUAGGAUAGGUCAUGAUUGCUUUCAAUGAAUUGUUCUAUUUCUGCGGCCUUUUAGAAGCUUCUUUCAAACUCAUUUUGUAAGAGUACCGGUAUCGUUAAUUAAAUUAAUACAGGUUUCAUUCCAAUUAAGGACCCAUCCAAGGCUCCAAUUAAAGACCACCUCCUAUUAAAUACAUUUUUUUCUGCGGCCACGGUUGAAUGCCUAUAUUUUAUCAUUAGCUGUUCCCUCCAAUUAAAGACUAUAUCUAAUUUUAGAGACAAAAGACCAUGGUUUUGAAGGGCCCAACUCGAAAUUUUCCCUCCAAUCAAAGACCAGUAUAAAAUACAUAGUGAUGUUAAAGCAUUUUUCCUAUAUUAAAUUAUGCUAUGACCUUCACAUAGAAAUAUUAGCCAAUACACAUUACAAGAUAAUAGGUCUAUGGUGUUUUUGUACAGUGUGUAGUGUGGCCCGAAUAUUGAAUAACAACGAUAAUGUUAGUGGCGAUUUUACAGUAACACUUUAUAAUGGAAAAUUGAUGUAUGGACCAUAUGUUCUAUUAGGAAUAAAAAUAACAGCAUGCAGUACCGGUAACUGUACAUAUAUAUAAAGUUAUAAGAAUGAUAUUUAUACGCAACUCAUUUAUCCGUUGAUUUUACCGUUCUUUAUGUAAAUUAACGUUUUGUUUCUAGGUGUCAAGUUUAAUUAACUUAAUGUGCUUCUUUGUUUUAGUUUGUUUGUCUGUAGGUAGACUUCUGAGCUUUAUGUUCUCUUGUUUUUUUUUUGUAUUGUUGAUUAUAAGGAUGCACUGUUCACUGUAAACGUGUGCCACCGAUCUGAAAGUGUACAUCCAUAAAAAAUAAGUAAACAAAAUAUAUUUUAAA
Molecule: messenger RNA, 4470 nt
Organism: Anneissia japonica
Lineage: Eukaryota; Metazoa; Echinodermata; Crinoidea; Comatulida; Comatulidae
Product: basic salivary proline-rich protein 1-like
Exons: 5
Coding region: 2165-2578 (137 amino acids)
Source: RefSeq, a predicted model, not a curated record